UAAAGUUAUGGAGUCCGAACGAGAAAAUAAACGAAAACGAGGUAGUGGCAGAUGUAGAGAUGAAAAUAAAACAAGAAAAGAUUCAGGGAAAAGUUAUGUGACUUAUAAAGGAGUUCAAAAGCCUGCUAAAGUUCUACCGCAAAAUGAGGUAACAUGUAAAUGUUACUUUGAUUGUAAAACAUUACGUCCGGAGAGAAUGAGACAUCUAAAUGAAGAAUUUUAUAAGCAAAAUACAACCGUACAGGGUACAUACCUUAUGAUUCUUAUACAUCUUGCACCAGUAAGUAGACGUAGAAAUGGGUUAUACGAGGAUUCCAGUGAUAGCCGUCGUCAACAUACAGUGCAUUAUACUGUUUCGAAUGCAAAAGGAGAAAUGAUCAGGAUUUGUAAGACUACAUUUAUGAACAUAUUCUCAGUAACUAAAAAAAGGUUGGAAUGUUUAAUUAAAAAGAAAAAACUAGGACACACAACUUAUACUGAUAAACGAACUUCUAAUAAGCCUAAAAAGUUUAAUGAGCAGGAUACAGAAAUGAUUAAAACACACAUUCGUUCAGUACCAAGGCAGGAAAGUCAUUAUUGCAGAAAAAAAAGUUCUCUUGAAUAUUUAAGCCCAGAUCUUAAUAUUAGACGACUGUAUGAUGCAUUUCGGCUUCAACAUCCAGAAACUAAAAUAACUAUGGCUUAUUAUAGAUCUGUAUUUAAAAACAAAUUUCCAAACUUGAAAUUUCAUCUCCCCAGAACUGAUACUUGUCGCGUUUGUGAUCAUCUUAACUGUGACGUAAAAGCAGCAACAGUUUCAAGCAAUAAUGCAAAAGUUAAACUUGAACUGCAUCAUCGUAAAGUUAAAGCGGCUUCUCAGAAGAUGAGGCAGGACUUAGCUAAUUCGCAGUUACCUGGUAGUUCUUUUUCCUGUGUGGUAAUGGACUUACAACAAGUUCUGUUUGUGCCAAGUUUAACGCAUAGCGACAUGUUUUACCUCAGUCAGCUUAGCUGUUACAAUCUUGGAAUUUAUGUGAGUGACAUUAAUCGAUCAUUCAUGUGCACUUGGCAUGAAGGGGUUGCAGGAAGGGGUAGUAACGAAAUUGCAUCUUGCCUUUUAAGCCUGUUAAAUAAAGAAGACGCUGUUACUAAAAAUGAACUACGAAUUUGGACUGACAACUGUGCAGGACAAAAUAAAAACAAAAUUUUAAUAUUAUUGUAUAUCUUCCUGGUGACUCACAAAGUGUUUAAUGUGAUAGAGCAUAAAUUCUUAGUCAGUGGUCACAGUUUCAUGCAGUGUGACCGCGACUUUGGUCUGAUUGAAAAAAGGAAAAGACUCUCGCAACCCAUGGUCCCUAAAGAUCUACACGAUAUUAUUAAAACAGCGAAAUACAAUCCGCCGUUUCAAAUAAUAGAUAUGGAAGAGCACGUAUUUCUUGAUCUUAAAAAAACUGCUGACCAUUUGCUUGAUACUAAAAAUUUUCAAAUUA
Onthophagus taurus is the source of this 1469-nucleotide messenger RNA. The record is from RefSeq and is a predicted model, not a curated record. NCBI's taxonomy places the organism in Eukaryota, Metazoa, Arthropoda, Insecta, Coleoptera, Scarabaeidae.